AUGAACGCAUCCGACCCCGUCGACCAGGCCGAGGUCGCCAAGUCCAAGGCUAUUUCCCAUGAUGUCGCUGUCGAUGAGAAACAUAUCGAUGAGAAACACGAUCUGUCUAUUGAGCCGGCUCCACUGGUCGGCUACGGGGCUCACGAUGGUGAGGACGAUCUAAAGAUCAUCCCUACGGAAGAGGAGCUCGCGACGCUGCGAAGAGUCGCGGGCAAGCUGCCCUGGACGACGUUUACUGUCGCAUUUGUCGAGCUGUGCGAGCGUUUCUCGUAUUAUGGCACGACGGCUGUCUUUGUCAAUUUCAUUCAGCGCCCUCUGCCUGCCAACUCUGUGACUGGUGCUCUUGCUGCCGGCGCAGACUUUAAUAAUGAUGUCCCUGGUGCGCUGGGAAUGGGCCAGCGAGCCUCGACCGGCCUGACACUGUUCAACCAAUUCUGGUCCUACAUUAUGCCCCUCGUCGGCGCCUUCGUCGCAGACCAAUACUGGGGUCGCUUCCGCACCAUCUUUGCCUCCAUCGCGGUCGCCCUGGUCGGCCACACCAUCCUGAUCGUCUCUGCCAUCCCCGCCGUCAUCUCGCACCCCGGUGGGUCCAUUGCGUGCUUCUCCAUCGGUCUCGUCAUCAUGGGCAUAGGAACCGGCGGUUUCAAGUCAAACAUCUCCCCUUUGAUCGCAGAACAAUACCCCGAUGAAAGACCCUACAUCAAAACCCUCCCAAGCGGCGAGCGCGUAAUCGUAGACCACGCCUCAACCGUCGCCCGCAUCUACCUCUACUUUUACCUCAUGAUCAACAUCGGCUCACUCUUGGGACAAAUCAGCAUGGUCUACGCAGAACGCUACGUUGGCUUCUGGCUCUCCUACCUCCUCCCCACCAUAAUGUUCUGCCUCUGCCCAAUGGUCCUCUUCGCCUGCCGAAACAAAUACAACCUAAUCCCGCCCACCGGCUCCGUCUACACCCAAGCCUUCAGGCUGUGGAGUCUCGCAAUGAAAGGCCGCUGGACAUUGAACCCAAUCGCGUGGUUCAAGCCUACCGACAACGACCAGGAAUUCUGGAACCAUGUGAAACCCUCUCGCCUGGGCGACUCAAAACCCGCCUGGAUGACCUUCGACGACGAAUGGGUCGACGAAGUUCGCCGCGGUCUCAAAGCCUGCAAGGUCUUCCUUUGCGGCAACGAUGAACCUAGGUGGUGUACCCAACGACAUUAUCAACAACCUCAACCCACUCGCGCUCAUCAUCUUCAUCCCGAUAAUGGACCGCUUCGUCUACCCCGGUCUCAGAAGAAUUGGCUUCAACUUUACCCCCUGAGACGAAUCACGGCCGGCUUCUUCGUGGCCGGCUGCUCCAUGAUCGCAGCAACAGUUACACAACACUACAUCUACAAAAAAGGACCCUGCGGCAAGGACGCGAAUUACUGCCUCGAAGUCCGUGGGGAACACACCGAUAUCUCAGUGUGGGUUCAAGCACUAACAUACAUCCUCGGUGGAAUAUCUGAGAUUUUCGCAUCUGUGACCUCGCUCGAGUACGCCUUUACCAAAGCCCCGCGAAAUAUGCGAUCACUUGUGCAAGCUGUUGCGCUGUUCAUGAAUGCGAUUUCGUCCGCUAUUGGCCAGGCGCUUGUGGGGUUGAGUGAGGAUCCGUUGCUUGAGUGGAAUUAUGGAAUCACUGCUAUUCUGGCUUAUGUUGGCUGUGUUGGGUUUUGGUUGACGAAUUAUAAACUGGAUGCAGAGGAGGAUAGGCUUAAUAUGCUUCCACAGAGUCAUUUUGAAGGGAGGGUUGAUGGGGAUGAGGAGAGGAGGUAG
This is a messenger RNA of Penicillium argentinense, 1797 nucleotides long. RefSeq lists its product as uncharacterized. Gene Ontology annotation, biological process: transmembrane transport; oligopeptide transport. Gene Ontology annotation, molecular function: dipeptide transmembrane transporter activity. The coding region runs from base 1 to 1797 and encodes 598 amino acids. Gene Ontology annotation, cellular component: membrane. The transcript is spliced from 5 exons. The record is from RefSeq and is a predicted model, not a curated record. NCBI's taxonomy places the organism in Eukaryota, Fungi, Ascomycota, Eurotiomycetes, Eurotiales, Aspergillaceae.